Messenger RNA from Puccinia triticina, 1413 nucleotides. RefSeq lists its product as uncharacterized. Bases 1 to 1413 code for a protein of 470 amino acids. Gene Ontology annotation, molecular function: 2-dehydropantoate 2-reductase activity; NADP binding. The transcript has 2 exons. NCBI's taxonomy places the organism in Eukaryota, Fungi, Basidiomycota, Pucciniomycetes, Pucciniales, Pucciniaceae. The record is from RefSeq and is a predicted model, not a curated record. Gene Ontology annotation, cellular component: cytoplasm.
AUGCGAAUACAUUGUAUCGGACCUGGAUCGAUUGGCUCCCUACUCUGUUUUCAUCUUCAAUCGGUCACGCCGAUUACGCUUCUGCUCCGCUCUCGUCAAGCUCAACAUCGACGCUCUAGCCCAACCCUUUCGAUUCAACUGGAGCAUCAAGACCAUACAAGGACAGCCACAGGGUUCAGCUAUGAGCUCCUAGGCAAGCAGCAACAGCAGCCUAUCGAAAGCCUGAUCGUGACCACCAAAGCCCCACACGUGCUCGAAUCAUUGCAACGCGUUCGCCAUCGAUUGUCAGCCACCUCCACCGUCUUGCUCUUGCACAAUGGUCUCGGGGUCGUCGAGGAACUCAUUGAGACUUGCUUCCAGGAGCCCAGCUCGCGUCCCACCUUCGUACUCGCAACCACUUCGCAUGGUGUCUACCGAAUCGACAAAGGUCUUGCCGACGCCGAAGCCGGCUCUCAUGGCCGGUUCUGUCACGCCGGCCUGGGUGAUAUCAGGCUAGGCGUAUUACCCAAUGCAAUGAUGAAAAAUUGUCUAGAACGGCUCACUGGACAGACCAAUCACCCUUCGAGUAGCGACGAUGGCCAAAAUUCAGAAAACGAUAAUCCGAUCCUGAAUCCGCUCUCGCGGACGAAACCUGUCUUGGAGGAACAUCUACCGGUCAUCAAUCCGGAAACCCGAUCGCUUCACCAUACACUAACAAGCUUGUUGGACCCAGCGAUAGCGAAGGAGUUGAACACCAAAUGGCUUUCGAUGGGCGCCUUCCAAACCUCAGCGCUGGUCAAGCUGACCGUCAAUGCAGCUAUCAACCCGAUCAGUGCACUCCUGGAGACCCGGAAUGAGGCGCUGCAUCGAGAGAGCUCAUUCGAUUCGCUUUCCCGACGGGUCUGCGAGGAAGCCAGUGCAGUCUUUGCUGCACAAGCUGGCCAGCCAUUCCGCCCCCACCACCCUCUCUCAGCUUCCAACCUCCACCGAGUCGUCACCGACAUCGUCCUCGCCACCCGCGACAACAUCUCCUCCAUGUGCUCCGAUAUUCGCACCCUCGCCACUAACCGGAUCUCCCCUCCAAACACACUUUCCAAGGCCAACCUCGCCCGCCUCGCUUCCUCUCAAGCCCCACUCAAAACACCUAACUACCAGGAACUCAUCGACGGCCAAGAACCAAAAUCGGUCAAGGAAACUAGCACUGAAAUCGAUUAUAUCAACGGCUACAUUUGUCGCUUGGGGGCCCAAUACGGCGUGGACACCCCUCUCAACCAAUCGCUCUCUGACCUGAUUAAACUAAAAUCUGUGGCUAUCAAACACGCUCAAGUCUUGCCUAAACUACCAAGAGUUAAUCGCAGGUUGAAAAUCAAUAGACCAGAGACUGAUCAUCCAGAUCCGCUCCACCAACAGCAAGAAAACAAAGAAGACAAAUGA